Austrofundulus limnaeus is the source of this 1013-nucleotide messenger RNA. Its product is annotated as protein FAM133. The record is from RefSeq and is a predicted model, not a curated record. Lineage: Eukaryota; Metazoa; Chordata; Actinopteri; Cyprinodontiformes; Rivulidae.
ACAGUGAAGAUGAGGGUAUUGGUAAGAAAGAAAAGAAGAAGAAGAAGCUGACCAAGAAGAAGAAGAAGAAGAAGAAGACAGUAGGUGUUGGGAUGGACUCCAGCUCGUCGUCCUCUUCAUUUUCCUCCUGCUCUUCUUGCUCUUCCAGUAGCUCCUCUGACAGUGACAGUGAGGAUGAAAAGAAGAUGAAGAAGUUGAAGAUAAAGAAAGUAAAGUAUGGCAGAAUAUAUGUCUGGGACCCUAAUAUCAUUCCUUAUGAAGUUUCAGACAGCCCGGUGGGACUGCAGAUUGCAGAUGGGCUGAAGGUGGAAGCGGAUCUGAGCUCAUCAGACGAGGAGGAUGAGAAGAAGAAGAAGAAGAAAAAGAAGAAGAAAAAGGACAAAAAGAAGAAGAAGAAAARGAAGGACUCCAGCUCCUCCUCAUCCUCUUCUUCUUCUGAUAGUGAGGAUGACAAGAAAAAGAAGAAAAAAAAGAAGAAGAAAAAGAAGAAGAAGAAGGACUCUAGUUCUUCUGAAAGCUCCUCUUCAUCAUCAUCAUCAUCAUCCUCAUCUUCUGACAGUGAUGAUGACAAGAAGAAAAAAAAGGACAAGAAAAAGAAGAAAAAGAGAGAUAAGAAAAAGGACUCCAGCUCUUCAUCCUCAUCUUCAGACAGUGAGAAAAAGAAGAAGAAGAAGAAGGAGAAGAAGAAGAAGGAGAAGAAGAAGAAGGAGAAGAAGAAGAAGGAGAAGGAUGAGAAAAAGGCCAAAGCACAUGAACCCACCACCACUGCAAAGAAAGCCCAAGAAUGCGAUGUGUAUGGUGAAGAGGCUGGGGAGCCGAGUGCUGAUGGAGAUGAGAAAAAGAAGGCCACAGAGAGCCAGGCUGCAGAAGAGGGGACAGUUUCCUCCACGGUGGCAGCAGGGACAGUGGAGGCUUUUCCUGAUCGUAUUGAAGAUGAUCAGCUGAGUGAUGAUGAGGGAGGACACAAGGAGAAGGAGAAGAAGAAGAAGCUGAAGAAGAAGAAAAAGAAGAAG